GUGAGAGGGCGCCUCCAUCUUCGGUGUGUGGUUUGGUGUGGAACACAAUUCUAAAAAAUGAUAAAUACUAGUUGGUUCCUGACAAAGAAUGGCCUGAUCUUCAGCAGGUGUGCAGUGAUGGCCGCGUCCAUCAGUUCCUUUACCGGAUACGUGGGUCUGCAUAGUUGGUUUCUGGAUAACUACAGGAAGGUGUUUCAGUUUUACAGUUCUGGAUUUGAAAAGCCUUUGAGUAGUGAACUAGUAUCAUUAAGCAAAGAGGUAUUGGAAGAGAGCAAUUUAACCGAGAAGCAGAAAGAGUCCUUUAAAUUUUUCAUGGUGUGCGGAUUUGACACCUUUCAUGCGGGAAGCACGCAGCUGAAUACGGGAGGGUUGGUGGGUCUGCCCAACCACUUCAACUACACCAAAGAGGACGACGUGGAAAAGCAUGCCAUAAAACUACAGAACAAUUCUUCCGUUCACUGGAGCACCCGGGCAGGCCAAUCGCUGCUGGACUCGCUGGUGCUGAGCAGGGCAGCACAGAAAUUUGCCACAGCCAGGGAGAUACACUAUUGCACCACCAGUUACGUGUAUGCUUACGGGGUGGGGGGUACCAUUGCCAUAACUGCCGCCUAUCUCCUUGGUAAUGGACUGGCAGUUCGGUUUCAACUGUACAGACUUCCACUAAAACUCAGAGCGGCCCUGUAUUCCAUCUGUGGUUCUCUCGGUCUCUUCCUUUUCGUUACCACAAAAGAUGCAGCAAGUCAAUACUGGGACGGUUACGCCGACAGGACUGCUGCCAAGACGUCAUCGGAAUAUCUUAAUGGAGGAAUCGAAUAUUACGAAAAGUGUCUGAAGCGAAAUGUAGCUCUGAGGACUUUAAUGGGGGAAGAGGGUGAAAAGUAUUUCACCUGGCACGGAAACAGGAAGACAUUCAUCAGAGCUGUGACAUUACCUUUGACUGUCCGCCUGGAUAAUUUGAAAGCAAUGAAGGCAAAAGAACAGCAAAUUUUGGAAAGUAUAGAAGCGAAUUAGAUAAGUAGUAUUUUGUUUGUGAAUACC
Centruroides sculpturatus (bark scorpion) is the source of this 1038-nucleotide messenger RNA. Its product is annotated as transmembrane protein 177-like. The transcript is spliced from 4 exons. The record is from RefSeq and is a predicted model, not a curated record. The coding region runs from base 58 to 1011 and encodes 317 amino acids. NCBI's taxonomy places the organism in Eukaryota, Metazoa, Arthropoda, Arachnida, Scorpiones, Buthidae.